AUGUUGAAUAUUUGUGUAGCUUUGUUGAUAGUUUUAAGUAGCAUUAGCUAUUGUAAUACAGCUAUUUACAAUAAAUAUGCAGAUAUGAUUAAUGAAAAUUAUACAAAAGUUGGAAGAGAUUGUGUUCAAAGUUAUGAAUUAAAUUUUUAUAAAAAUGCGACAAAGUUUAAUUUAUUUUCCGCUUGGUCAAGCUUCAACUUUAGCUAUAAAUAUGGAAAUUCUCAUGACUUUGGUAACAUUUUAGUCUGCAAGAAUGUCGAUGUCAAGGAACUAUCAACACAAUAUUGUCUGGUUCAGUAUUUUAGCUCUGACAUGAUUUUUCCAGUUCCACCAAAGUUAUCAGCAUAUCAGAAUAUUUGGACAAACCUUGAUGCUUCAUUUCUUGGUGCUGUUUGUGUUCCUUCUUCAUGCUCAGUCGGGGAUGUUAAGAACGUCUUAGAAUCUAUGUUUGUAGACAGAAAUCUGACAUUUGGAGAUAAAAUUGAUUGCAAAAAGGAAUUCAACAAAAAGUCUGAAGAUGUGAUUGAAAAUUUGGCAAUUUCGAUGCUUAAUUGGUUGAAUUUGAAGAGAGUUGUAUUAUUCGCCGGAAUUCUAUUAGUUUCCAUUAUUUUAUCAUUCCUGAAGAUCGAGAAUCUUAGUGUAUUAUUUAUUGUCAAAGACUUGUUCAACUGCAACACCAAAACCUCAUCAACUGCUUAUCUCAACGGAUUAAAAGCUAUAACAACAAUUUUAAUUAUUUUGUACCACUGUUUAAUAACAAGAAUCAUAUUUCCAUUCAAAGGUGGAGAAAAUUUACAAGAACUUCUAACUGGAGCCUUCUAUCUACCCAUACAAACUGUUGGUUCCUUAAUGGAAAUAUUCUUUAUUAUUGGUGGGAUUUUGACUGCAAAAACUCUAUCUAAAGAAUUUGAUAAAGACAACAAUAAGUUCUUAUUAAUUUUAAUGUUUUAUAUCAAAAGACUGAGUCGCCUAGUUCCAGUUACAGCACUUAUAAUAGUGCUAACACUCACGUCAAAUUCUGAGAACUUAGUACCAUACAGCUUCGGUAUUGAGAAAGAAAAUUGCAAGAAAUUUUGGUGGAUGGCAUUGAGUUUCAACUUUAUGGAUGUGACUAAAAUCUACGCUGGAUACAUCUGGUUCGUAUCAGUCUAUCUACAGCUGACACUAAUGGCACCUUUUGUCUUUUGGAGUACAAAACAGGAAAAAUUUGGAUAUGGUAUCAAAUAUUUUGUUUUACUUGCAUCAACAGUCAUCAGAUUCAAUCACACAUUUGAUGGAUAUUACGACAUGCUGUUUAGUGAUCAAGGAUUUGAUUUAUUAAAUCUCAUUAAUUCAUGCCAUCAUUCAGAUGGAAAGUUCAAAAAGAUUUUAUCAAGUAAAUUUUGGACACCAAUCUCGAAAAUGAGUCUUAGCAUUUACCUCAUGUCAGCGUACAUCCAGUUUACAAUUUAUGAGCGACAACUUGAACCACUUGAAGUUAAGAACGAGCUCCAUUUUUACUGCCACUAUCACUACAAGUCUGAGUGCACGUCUAGCAAUAAAACACUAAAGAUCAAAAAAUGUAGGACAAGUCCAAUUGCUCGAUACAAUUCAAUGUUAAUUUUUGAAGCUGAAGUAACGAAGAAGGUCAAUCAUGCAUUUCUUGACCUUCAAUUAUUAUACAAAUCUCCAAACUCACGAAACUACAAUCAAGUCUUUAAUUUCAAAAAUAUCAAAUUAUGUGAAGUUGUUGUCAAUCCGUUGCUUCAUUUCAGCAAUUUCUUCGUUGAAUGUAAGAAAAAUUAUCCAAAUUUAUGUCGUGAAUGUCCAGUCUUGCCAGGUCCUGUAGCUUUAAAUUACACAGAAAGUAUGGCUGAUGGUGGAUGUCCAAAAGUUGCUAAUAGUAACAAGCCAACACUACAAAGUGGUGGAUGGUUUCCAGAUGGCGAUUAUAAGACUUCCAUAAAGAUUUAUUCAAAGGAUGAUCCGGAAGGCUUGCAGAUUUAUUAUUAUUUCAAGAUUAAAAAUGGCGAUAAUAAAUCAGGCUUUUAA
This is a messenger RNA of Chironomus riparius, 2031 nucleotides long. Lineage: Eukaryota; Metazoa; Arthropoda; Insecta; Diptera; Chironomidae. The record is from the annotation of a GenBank genome assembly.